UCUAACUAAUUCAGAACCAUUAGUUGGACCAUGCUAAAUGAAAUUUAAGUGCUCCGUGAAAAAUUGUUCCGAUCUCUAGAAAUAUUUGACAGUGAACUAAGUCCUACUUUACACACAGUUAAAACAAGUUUACGUGCACCUUAAGAUAAACUGCUAGCAGUCUGGCGACUCGCUCCGGUAAACCGAAGUGAAACCUAACUCUCAAUCCAGUUGGCUGGCUACCUGCUAGCUGCAGAAGUAGCUAGCUAGCGAAAUUGGACGUGCUCGUCCUUUUGGAAUUAGGUGAACGUGGCAGAAGUCUGCUGUUGAAGAUGGAGCUAGCCGCGCUGAUCGUCGUCUCAAUAUUGAUAGGAGCUCUGAUCCUCUUGGUCUCUGUCGCAGUGGGCAAACGAAAAGGCGAGAUAAAUGAGAAAACUGAACAAAGAGAAGACACUGUUGUGGAAGAAAAUGGAGACAAGGCACCCCUAUCGAAGAAACAGAGGCAGCAACAGCGACCCCGUAAAGAGAGGACGCAGCAGCACACGUUCUCCCACCCACUCCUUGCAUCCUCCUUAAAAAGUCACAGUGGCAAUGUGACGUGCCUGGACUUCAGCAGCAAUGGGAAGUACCUGGCUUCCUGUGCAGAUGACCGCACGGUGCGGAUCUGGAGCACCAAGGACUUCCUGGAGCGUGACCACCGCUGCCUGCGCGCCAACGUGGAGCUGGACCAUGCCACCUUGGUCCGCUUCAGCCCUGACUCACGAGCCUUCAUCACCUGGCUGGCCAAUGGAGAGACUAUUCGAGUCUUCAAGAUGAGCAAGAAGGAAGACGGUUCCUUCAGUUUCAAAGCUGCACCUGAAGACUUCCCCCAGAAGCACAAGGGAAACGUCAUCAACAUUGGCAUUGCAGAAACAGGCAAGUUCAUCAUGACAGCAUCCACUGACACCACCAUACUGAUCUGGGAUCUGAAGGGAGACAUGCUGGCUUCCAUAAACACCAACCAGAUGACCAACUCCUAUGCUGCCAUCUCUCCCUGCGGCAGGUUUGUUGCAUCCUGUGGCUUCACUCCAGAUGUGAAGGUAUGGGAGGUGUGUUUUGGAAAGAGUGGAGAGUUUCGGGAGGUGGUACGUGCUUUUGACCUGAAGGGUCACUCGGCUGGUGUCUAUUCUUUUGCCUUCUCCAAUGACUCCCGCAGAAUGGUGACGGUGUCCAAGGACGGGACGUGGAAGCUAUGGGACACGGACGUGGAAUACAAGAAGCAGCAGGACCCGUACCUGCUUCGGACAGUGCAGUGCCAGGUGUCGGAGGGCAGCCGCAUCGCCCUGUCGCCGGAUGCACGGGUGGCGGCCGUGUCCAGCGGCUGCAGUGUGGCCCUGUUCAGCACGGCCACCGGGGAGCUGGAGGAGGAGCUCCACGGCGUCCACAGCGAGGAGCUCACGGACCUGAAGUUCGACAUCAACAGCCGCUUCCUGGUGUGCAGCGGGGACCGCGCCAUCCGUGUCUUCCACAACGCGCCGGGCUACCGGGCCGCUAUCCAGGACAUGCAGGCCAUGCUGAAGAAGGCCUCCAAUGAAGCCAUGCGCCAGAGGUUACAGCAGCAGAUCCAGGAAGCACAGAGUGCACUGGACAGUGUGUUCUCUACAUCCAAGGACUGAGUUCCCCCUGUGUCUGUGUGUCUGUCUCACUGCCUCUUCUCAAGGAACUGCCUGCCUUUCAGCCUCUGUUUGGCGUAAAUGGCAUAUGCUUGCUGGUUUUAAAUAAUAAAUCAUGGUGUGUUUAUAUUAAAAGUUCACUGACCUGUUUUAUUUUCACUUCUUUUAAAAUGUAUUUGAGUGCCUUCAUCCUACAGGAAAGCAGCUAUA
Megalops cyprinoides (Indo-Pacific tarpon) is the source of this 1841-nucleotide messenger RNA. It is a transcript of the gene tbl2, whose product is annotated as transducin beta like 2. The record is from RefSeq and is a predicted model, not a curated record. Gene Ontology annotation, cellular component: endoplasmic reticulum. The coding region runs from base 312 to 1634 and encodes 440 amino acids. The transcript is spliced from 7 exons. Gene Ontology annotation, biological process: endoplasmic reticulum unfolded protein response. Lineage: Eukaryota; Metazoa; Chordata; Actinopteri; Elopiformes; Megalopidae. Gene Ontology annotation, molecular function: protein binding.